GAAGCGACGAUGGCAACCCUGAGCUGCAGCAACUGUAGUUUGACCUACUUCGUCUGGAUCGUGUGGUUUUGUCAUGCUGUUUUCAACCUCGUCUUCAUAGGCUGUGCUAUCAAGUCGUACCAAAGAUAUCAUCAAGUUCAGCAAUUUCGCGAUUUCCUGGGCGUAAUUAUCCUCAUCCCUGCAUUGCUUUCGAUCAUGUACCUUACAUACUCGGUCAUCUACCUCUUAGGAAGAUAUCUGAAGUCGACCAGUUUUCAUGCUGGAUGGAUUUCCGCGGGUUCUUUCUUCCUCAUAUUUCAGCACAUGACAUACGUGGUGUGGUCAGUGACCAUACUUUGCCAUAGCGGAAGCUCAGAGGCCGUGUGCGACCAAACCAUGUACGCAAGUUUGGUGUUUGCAGGAUUUGCAAUGGGCUCGGGAUCACUCUUUUUCUUGUUGUUCACAUUCUAUCACUUCAAGUAUGUCGAAUCGAGCGACGGCGUAAGUAGAAGCUAUGCCAUGAAAUCCAUGGGGGGAGUUCCACGAUCGGAUGCAAUAUGACGACAGAUAGACCUGCAUCUUUGUCCUUAUGUCAUGUAUGAUUUGCUCAACACUCUGUCUGCCAGAUAUAACCAAAUGCGGCACAAAGAGAUCGACUGUAUAAAUGGUUUAAUUCCCCUCAAUCCAGCGAACUAGAAGGACGAUUCCUAAUAGAAUCAAGAAUCCAAU
Guillardia theta CCMP2712 is the source of this 708-nucleotide messenger RNA. RefSeq lists its product as hypothetical. Lineage: Eukaryota; Cryptophyceae; Pyrenomonadales; Geminigeraceae. The coding region runs from base 10 to 540 and encodes 176 amino acids. The transcript is spliced from 13 exons. The record is from RefSeq and is a predicted model, not a curated record.